GUCAAGGUUAAAUAAAUUCAAAUGAGAAAUAUUGCCAUGGCAGCUCGCUGAAAUAUAUUUAUUUUCAGUUAACAUUUACUUGAUCUAUCGUCUGAGGAGCAGGAUCCUGUGUGUGUGUGUGUGUGUGUGUGUGUGUGUGUGCGGGCUGGUACAGAUGAGAUCUCAGUGAAGGGUGAACGCCAUAAUAAAGAGAGAGAGAGAGAGAGCGAGCGGGCGAGUGAGAGCGUGCACGUGAGGGUGAUGCAGUGCACAGGGGGCGGAGCUUAGCAUCAGCCAAGACCCCGUCUGAUUCUCCAUCUCUGUGUGAACCAGUGUCUGUCCAUCUCUCUCCUCCGUCUCUCUUCUGGAAUAUUCUGAGCGACAGGAAGUGUGUGUGUGUGUGUGUGUGUGUGAGGUGAAACGUCUCGGCCGAGGGGAAGGAUGGUUUUGCCAAAUGCUUUGGAGGCGGUUCUCAUCCAAGUGCAUGUCUCCUGGACAUCUGCACCCUCCCUCCGCACACCAUGAGCCGGACCAACCGCGUCUCCUGCUCAAUGCUCAACUGCUUCGGUGAGGAGGGGCCGCCCAGUCUGGAGUACAUUCAGGCCCGGGACCUGUUCCCCCAGAAAGAGCCGGUCAAAGAAGACGACGCUCUGCAGGUCCCGUUUCCUGUCCUGCAGGGCGAGUGGGUCGAGUUCCUGGGCCGUGCGGACGAUGCCAUCAUCGCCAUCUCCAACUACAGACUUCACAUCAAGUUCAAAGACUCCAUCAUCAACAUGUAUCCUGGUGUGGACAGUGAGAUCUCUGUUCCUCUGAGGCUGAUUGAGGCCGUUGAGAGCAGAGAUAUGUUUCAGCUGCACAUCAUCUGCAAAGACUCCAAAGUAGUGAGGUGUCAUUUCUCGACGUUCAAGCAGUGCGAAGAGUGGCUGAAGCGCUUGAACAGAGCCAUCGCACAUCCGGCCCGUCUGGAGGAGCUGUUCGCGCUGGCGUAUCACGCCUGGUGUUUAGGAGGAAACACAGACGAUGAAGACCAGCACCUGCACCUGUGCAGACCAGGUGAUCACGUGAGGCACAGGUUGGAGGUGGAGGUGAAGCGGAUGGGAUUCGACAUGCAGAACGCCUGGAGAGUGUCUGAUAUCAAUAACAACUACAAGUUGUGUUCGAGUUACCCACAAAAGCUGCUGGUGCCCGUCUGGAUCACAGAUAAGGAGCUGGAGAGCGUGGCCUCCUUCAGGUCCUGGAAGAGGAUUCCUGUGGUGGUGUACAGGCACCAGCGAAACGGGGCGGUCAUCGCCCGCUGCAGUCAGCCGGAGAUCAGCUGGUGGGGCUGGAGGAACACUGAGGACGAGUAUCUGGUGACGUCUAUAGCGAAGGCCAGUCAGCUGGACGCCGGGCUGAGGGCUUGCAGGACCAGAGGAGACGGACCGGACUCGUACGACAGUGACUUCGACUCGUCUCUGACAGCUUGUCCCGCUCCUGACGGCAGCGGCGUGGCACAGAAGUUACUGAUUCUGGAUGCACGCUCUUACACCGCCGCCGUAGCCAAUCGUGCCAAAGGAGGAGGCUGCGAGUGUGAAGAGUACUAUCCCAAAUGUGAGGUGAUGUUCAUGGGCAUGGCCAACAUCCACUCCAUCAGAAACAGCUUUCAGUCUCUCAGAGCCGUUUGCAGUCAGAUCCCAGAUCCUGGCAACUGGCUCUCGGCUCUGGAAAGCACCCGUUGGCUGCAGCACCUGUCCGUUAUGCUGAAGGCGGCGUCUCUGGUGUGCUCCGCGGUGGAGCGUGAAGGAAGACCGGUGCUGGUGCACUGCUCAGACGGAUGGGACCGGACGCCGCAGAUCGUGGCCCUCGCAAAGAUCCUCCUGGAUCCCUUCUACAGGACCAUAGAGGGUUUCCAGGUGCUGGUGGAGACCGAGUGGCUGGACUACGGUCAUAAGUUUGCGGACCGCUGUGGUCACCAGGAGAGCGUUGAGGAUGUGAGUGAACAGUGUCCUGUGUUCCUGCAGUGGCUGGACUGUGUUCAUCAGCUCCUCAAGCAGUUCCCCUGCCUCUUCGAGUUCAACGAGGCCUUUCUGGUGAAGCUGGUUCAGCACACGUACUCCUGUCUGUACGGCACCUUCCUGUGCAAUAACGCCAAAGAGCGCGAGGCCCGAAACGUGUAUAAACGCACCUGCUCCGUCUGGUCGCUCCUCCGAAACGGAAACAAGAACUUCCAGAACUUCCUCUACAUCCCAUGCCAUGAUAUGGUCUUGCAGCCGGUCUGUCACACUCGAGCGCUGCAGCUGUGGACGGCUGUGUAUCUGCCCUCGUCCUCGCCGUGCACCGCUGCUGAAGAUGCCAUGGAGAUCUACCUGAGCCCUUCGGCCGGAGGAGACGAGUUCAGCUCGCGCUCCCUCGACAGGCUCCCCAAAACACGGUCCAUGGACAACUUGGUGUCUGCGUGUGAGAGCGGCGUGAUGCUGACCCGCACCUCGAGUGACCCCAACCUGAACAAGCACUGCCAGGAGGGUCGUCCGGCGCUGGAGCCCAACCAACCCACAGUUAUCCACAGCGACGCUUCGCCCGAGGACCCUCCGAUCGCCGGAUCGAUCAGCGCGGAGCACACGUGUGAGGAACAGAGCUCUUCAAUAACUGUUGAGGAUGGUUUGAGGGCGGAGCCUUGUUUGACAACUCAGCCUCCACCGUAUUUGCCUCACCCCUUAGCAGUAGAUCAAGCCCCGCCCCUUCCAGUCACAAACCAAGCUCCGCCUCAAAACCCAGUUUGUUUACUGCAGGAAGUCAGGACUGCAGAAAACACAAAUCCCACUCCUCUUUGUAACAGCUUUGAAAACUCUAGCAGAUCUGUUGACUCUGAAGCGAUCGCGCCAUUGGAGGCGUCAGUAGAGACGCUAACAGAGCAAAGCGUGAUUCCUCCGUCUAGGAAAGAAGCCACCUCUGUUGAAUCAAACCUUGCUUUUAAUGCGCCGCUACGAAACUGCGAACUGGUUCCCACGAGAGAACGGACGCCACCUGGUGACUACGCCAAAGCAGCGCGACGUUUGAUUUCCCAAAGCCAGCUGGCGGAGCUAUCUCUGCUAGGCUCCCAAUGGGACAGCGUCAUCCAACAUGGCAGCUAUCACAGCCGCCGGUUGGCGAACAAGCUCCUCCGCGCACACACUGAGAGCGCUAACGGCGGGCCGUGCUGUCGCCGAGACCCCCUGCGCGCUCCUGGGAGCCCCAUCCAGUCCGGUUGGUUCUCCGCGGUGAAGAACUCCAGCUACGCUGCGCUUUGUUCCUCGGCCGCGUCUUCGCUAGCGAUGGGGCCGUCCUUCCGGCAGCUUCUUCUGCCUCAUUCCUCUCCGUCCUCCAGCGGCUCUCCGGUGCACCUGGACGACGACGGCCUGCCGGUGGCGGUGGACGCGGUGCAGCAGCGGCUGCGGCAGAUCGAGGCCAGCUACAAACAGGAAGUGGAGGUGUUGAGGCGGCAGGUUCGACAGCUGCAGCUCAAACUGGAGAGCAAGCAGUCCUGCACGACGCCCUCCGAACCCGACGUCGACUACGAGGACGACAUCACGUGUCUGCGUGAGUCAGAUGGCAGUGACGAGGAAGACUCUCUGUCCAAUCACAGUGAGGAUGGCUUCAGCGAGGGCAGCUGGGAUCGUGUGGAGAGGAAGGACACAGAGGUCACCAGAUGGGUGCCGGAUCACAUGGCCUCUCACUGCUUCAGCUGCGACUCUGAGUUCUGGAUCGUCAAGAGACGUCAUCACUGCAGGAACUGUGGGAACGUGUUCUGUAAGGACUGCUGUCACCUGAAGCUGCCGAUCCCAGACCAGCAGCUGUACGACCCGGUUCUGGUGUGUAACUCCUGCCACGAUCUGCUGCUUGAGUCCCGCACACGAGAACUGCGCUCGCAGCAGCUGGAGAAACCCAUCGCCACCGCCUCCAGCUGAGACGGCCAAUCACAGCGCGCCUCACACGCCGCCGUCCAAUCAGAGCCGCUCUCUCCUCUGGAGUCCGGAUCCACUCGAGGAACGACGGGGUCGAUGCAGUUUGCGAUGAAAGGGUGUUUUUAUCUCUUCAGAUGAUUCUCUACUCGAGGCCAGGACUGAAUCCUUAGGUUCAAAAGGCCCACACAGAGGCGUUUCUUCAUCUCAGAUGUCUAUCGAGAGGCUCACUAUUUAAAACCACGCUGCUACAGUAUUUAAAAACGAACUCUAUUUUCUAUCUCUAUUAUUUUUGUGCACUACGGAGAGGGUUCGAGACCAAAACGGAGCUGUUUUCUCGCCUGAUAUGAAGCUUGAAUGUACAUUUGUUUGGUUUAUUCUUGUUUUCGGGGGAUUGGCGCGUGCAGUUGCUGAAUUAAAGCGGCCGGUUUGCAUUGAUUUGAUCACAGUGUUUUUGUUUUUCCUCCGCUUUUUACAGUUUUGGUUUCCGCUCUCGUUUGAUAAAUUCUAAUUGCCAAAAUCAAACUCGAAUUGCAACAUAUCAGUAACACAUAAACAAAAUCACUCCUAAAUUCAUGUGUCAUCCGGCUGGUUGUGUGUUAGUCGCACGAGAAAAACCCAUUUCUGCUCCGUUGUUGUGUAAGUUCUGGUCAAACUAGCCAUGUUGCAUUGCUCCGUCUAUUUUAGCGAACUAAACCAGUUAUGAUGAUUAAUAUUUCAGACUGAAACCCGUGAAUCAUUGGAUUGAAAUGACUCUAAACAGCAGUACAUGUUCAGAAACAAGUGCUAGGAUUCCUACAGAUUGUGUUUUGUGAAUGGUGAACCUCUCAACAGUGCCAUGUGCUUUAUUUUCUUAUGGAUUCACUGAUUUGUAACUUGUUUAAUUGUACAACGGCUAGAGGCUUAACGACGAGAAGACGAUUAGUGGAGAAUCGAUCAGGUUUAAAACACUGAUUUUUCUUCUCCGUGGUGCUGACGAAGGACACUUUCUUUUUUUUUUCUUUUUUUUUUUGAGUUAAUGCAUUAAAAAGGAACCCAGAAAUGUGAUGUAUAGUUAUUUGGUCUGUAAUAGUGGCUCAAAUGUGUCACUUAGUGAAUAAUUGUUGUAAAGAAAUGCACUGUAUGAGUUCAAUCCCAUGGGUUAAAUAAAAAUAUUCAUCUUUAUCAGC
Carassius auratus (goldfish) is the source of this 5065-nucleotide messenger RNA. Its product is annotated as myotubularin-related protein 4-like. The record is from RefSeq and is a predicted model, not a curated record. NCBI's taxonomy places the organism in Eukaryota, Metazoa, Chordata, Actinopteri, Cypriniformes, Cyprinidae. Gene Ontology annotation, cellular component: membrane; cytoplasm. Gene Ontology annotation, biological process: regulation of autophagy; phosphatidylinositol dephosphorylation. Bases 501 to 3902 code for a protein of 1133 amino acids. Gene Ontology annotation, molecular function: phosphatidylinositol-3,5-bisphosphate 3-phosphatase activity; metal ion binding; phosphatidylinositol-3-phosphate phosphatase activity. The transcript has 19 exons.